AUGCAGCUGUGUCUAGGGAGCUCUAUUAUGGAUCAUUGUUCUUGCCGUCAACAUCUCCAUUGUCCUGCUUCGUUCCCCAUCGCCCUGGCCGUCAGCUUCAUCCUCCGUACCCGUCGCCUUUGGUAUCGCCCUUGCUGUCAUCUUGUCACCCUUGUUCGUCCUUGUCUUUCUCAUCUACCUGUACAUCAAGACCUAUCCUGUCGCCAGGGACCUUCCACAUAUUGGGUCUUCCACACAUUGGAACUCGCCCAACCAGGCUCAAACGGUCCUCGACUCGAUUCGCGCGCAGGCUCCCUCCGCCAGACCGCUUACCCUGCCAACCAUGGCCCGCAACCGGCUCACUGGCCAUGUCUUCCACAACUUCGACCUCGCCAAUUGUGCCGCUUUCAGUGCCACAGGCGCGUUCCACUCCGAAACCCUCUGUCUACACUAACCCGGAAGGCGAUGCCGACUCUGGAUGCGACAAGCACAUCACGUUGGCCAGCACCAACGAUCCCACGUUGCAAUCUUCUCAACCUACCAGACCCUGCCCUUCCCGAGCUGGCGCACCUGCCACAAAUAUUCCGUGUCGCGGAAGUAACAACUCUCGUGGCCCUGAUGUGUGGCCUUGCCACUUCGGCCGUUGCGCUGAACGUACUGGAAGCAUCUGUGCAAAUGAAGAGGGUCAGUGUCGAAUCUUUUUCCGUUGUCGUGACGCAGACGCUGACUUAUUGUAGAGAAUAUAAUCAAGGACCGCAACAACAACAGGACUUUUCAUGCGAAACCUGGCACAGAGGGCGGCUUUCCUGA
Molecule: messenger RNA, 789 nt
Organism: Colletotrichum siamense
Lineage: Eukaryota; Fungi; Ascomycota; Sordariomycetes; Glomerellales; Glomerellaceae
Exons: 2
Coding region: 1-789 (262 amino acids)
Source: RefSeq, a predicted model, not a curated record